CAAUCGUCAAAGAGCUUCAGGUUCGCCAAGGUACACCUGAUCAUGCGGGAAAGCUGAUGUCUUUGCGUUCGGUCCUGCGGCUCCGUGAUAAACCAAACUAUUAAAAAAAGGUUCUCAGACAGUAACGCGAUGUAAAUUCAACUUUGUUGGCAAAGUUUUCAACUACACGACGGAGAAGCAUAAGACUUAGCUUCAUGGCUGUGAUUGUGGUUGGUGUCAUAUUGCUUUGUUCCGGGUUGUUAUGGAACAGGACUUUCCUCGUAACCGGCCAGAGCUGUGUGAAUGAAAGCCAAUUUGAGGAGCAAGUGGUGUAUGUGGGCCAGCGAGCUCUUCCAUAUCGGCUGCAGUGCCCUCUAAAAUCUGUUCCACCGCAGAGCUCGGCCCAGAUUCAGAUUACAUGGCUGAAGGACUGCCGGGGGCUCCCAAGUCAGGUCACCCAAACUUUUCUCGACUUUCCCAGCAUCCGCUUUGAGGAUGAAGGAAAUUACACUUGUGUGGUACAGGACAACAGCACAGCAUCCUUCACUGUGCACCUCAGAGUGAAGGAGUCUCAGUGUGCCAAACCCCCUGAGUUCAAACCCAGUGAAGGCUCAAGCAAACUUUGGGGUAGGGUGGGCUCUGCCGUGAAGCUGAACUGCACCGCCCUCCUCUGGGACUCAUCAGAGGAACAAUGUGACCUGACGCUGCAGUGGCACAAAAAUGGCCAGCUCCUUAGCAACCACACAUACAACACAUCAUCAUGGCCAUCUGGUGAUGGUCAACUGAUGGUAUUUAGUCUGUUAGAGAUCAUCCUUAAAGAGCCAGAGGACUACGGCGUUUACAGCUGCACAAUGAAGAACAGUUCAUUGGACUUUGUCAUACAGAAUUCCGACAAUCCCAGCCACACAGCUGCUGUUAUUGCAGCCGUCGUCCUCCUCAUCCUCUUAACUGUCGCUGCUGUUGUUUACUCUCAGUGCCACCUGAAUAUCAAGCUCUGGUACAGGAACCUGUAUGGAGAUUAUGAACUUAAUGAUGGAAAAUUAUACGAUGCUUACAUUUCAUAUGUGAACAAUGACGCUGACAGAAAGUUUGUCAACUUUAUUCUCAAACCUCACCUGGAAAAUCAAAGUGGAUACAAAGUUCAACUCUGUGACAAUGAUAUUCUACCCGGAGCAGAACCUUCUGCAGAGCUCCUAAUGAACAUGAGUCGCUCCAGGCGUCUUAUUGUUCUCCUUUCUCAUGCCUACCUGGAGCAGGACUGGUGCUUCAAUAAUUUCAGACAGGGCUUGCUGCACUUACUGGAGAUAUGUCAGCAGCCUAUCCUCAUCAUGUGGGACGGGCAGUACAAGCAGAUGAGUUCUGAGGUCAAGCAGCAGCUCGGUGCGCACCAGCAUCGCCUCACCGUACUGACAUGGAGGCACAACUCUGUGAUUCCUUCUUCUGUUUUCUGGAAGGAGUUGGCUUUAGCCAUGCCUCGCCACGUCUUCUUUCAUAAGGAAUCAGCUGGUGAUCCUCAGACUAUGCUGCAGGAUGACAAAGACCCCAUGCUGACCCUUGAUCCCGACUACCUGGACUGCCGCUCAGAAAUCGACCCGGCAGGAGACCUGGGUGUCCGCCUGCCUGUGUACAGGGCUCUCGCCUGUAAGGCACCCGUCCUUCCUGCUGCACCACUUAAAGCAGUGGAGCCAAAACCUUCUGACUUAGACGUGUCAGAUCUGGGAUCACGCAACUAUGGAGCACGCUCAGACUUCUACUGUCUGGUCACUGAGGACAUCUGAUCCGCACUUAUCUUAAAAUAAAAAGUAAAGACUGCAAAGUCCUCCACUUUUCAAUUUUCAAUUAUAAAAUUGCUUUUCUCAAUUGUACAGAUUUGUGUAAUAUCUACUUAAAAAUGUUUUAAAGUGACAAACUGUUUAAGCAUGUUCUUUUGGCUCCAACAGACUGCAGAGAAACUGAAAUAAAAAAAUUACUCAA
Oryzias latipes (Japanese medaka) is the source of this 1953-nucleotide messenger RNA. RefSeq names its product single immunoglobulin and toll-interleukin 1 receptor (TIR) domain (gene sigirr). Lineage: Eukaryota; Metazoa; Chordata; Actinopteri; Beloniformes; Adrianichthyidae. Gene Ontology annotation, biological process: signal transduction. The record is from RefSeq and is a predicted model, not a curated record.